CAGUACUGAAAAUUUUAUUUUUGCGAAGAUUGAGUAGUAUUAUUUGCGGUUUAUGUAACUGGUAUUUCAAACCUGUAGACCCUUUUUUCUUGGCUGUCAUAAUAUCGUAAGUAUAAAUUAAUAGGCAGCAUUAUUGCGGUGAAUCAUAACUAAAUGGUCUCUGACUAAAAGAUAGAAGUAAACAAAUGUAAAUUUGUACUAAGAGUAGUGAAUAAUAAUCUGUGCUAAAUUUCCUCAUAAUGAAGCAACCUAAUUCAGAAAAGGAAGCAGCAAAUGAAGAAAGUGAUGAACAGGAUAAAAUAUCUUCCAGUAAUUUGGAAAGUCCAAUGUAUGAAAAUUUUCAUCAUUCGGAUGAACAAAGGCUUAUCAAUGAUGAUGAGAAAUCUUUUGAAAAUCAAGUGCAUUCAUCUCUUCCAAAGAACUUCAAUGGUUACCACGAAUCUCCAAGAAGUCAACUUGCUAAAUAUGUUCCGAAAUCACCUCUCAAACUUGAUGCGUUGUACGAUGGCUUAGUUGACAGCAGGGUAUUUAUAGCACCUCAAAAUGGGAACAGAAGCUUCCAUGUCUCGCUUUCAGUUGAUGAUGAUGAUGAUAGUGACGAUGAUGAGCAGAUAUAUUCAAAAAGUGCUGAUUAUAGUGAAGAAACCAUUAAUUCCCUGCAUCAAAACUGCUCAAUGAUACGCAGUGUCUCCGAAGAUAUAUUACGUCGUCGGCCUGACAUGGAGAGAAGGUUAUCGAUGGUAUCAUCCAGUAAAGGUAGACUUGCUGCAAUACCAAGGCUCCACCCUAAGGAAAAACAUUUAGCUCCUUCAACUGGAGCUUUAAACAAAUCUAGUAUUCCUCCAGCUCCAAGCACAGAUGAAGAAGAACUUAUAGAAAAAGCACCGUUCCCCAGAGACAAAAUCCUUGUAGUUAUGUGUUUAUGUUUAGUGGAUUUUACUGCUUAUUUGAGUAUGUCAAUUAUAGCUCCAUUUUUUCCUCGUGAGGCAUCAAACAAAGGAAUGCGAGAGGCUGUAUCUGGGUUCGUCUUUAGCAUUUAUGCCCUAUUAAUAAUGUUAACGUCUCCAUUUUUCGGUAAAAUGCUUCCCUAUGUUGGUGCAAAAUUUAUGCUCUUUUCCGGUGUUGCCUUUUGUGGUACAACUAACAUAUUAUUUGGUUUAUUAGAUCUGGUUGAUGGAACUGUGGAAUUCACAGCAUUAUGUUUUAUUGUACGCGCAUUUGAAGCGAUUGGAGCUGCUGCAUUUUGUACUGCCUCAAUGACAAUAUUAAUUGACCAAUUUCCUGACCAUAUCAGCACUAUUUUCGGUCUUGUUGAAACAAGCAUGGGAAUUGGUAUGAGUGUAGGACCUGCAAUCGGAGGGGCACUUUAUGCUGCUGGUGGAUUUACCCUGCCAUUUUAUGCCCUUGGUGGUUUUGUCUUAUUCACUGUACCAAUCAUGUAUUUGUUAUUGCUCAAAACACCAGAUCCAAAAUCUGUUAUUGCAUCCACUAAUGAAGUUUCUUACUUAAAAAUAUUGUCUAUGCCACACAUACUUGUUAUUUGCGUUUUGCUUGCAAUGACAUCUCAAAUAUUAGGAUUUAUAGAUCCUACUUUAGAGCCUCACAUGCGACAGUAUGGUCUUGAUGCAGGCUUAGUUGGUCUUCUCUUUCUUUUAUUAUCUGCUACCUAUGGUAUAGCUGCUCCUAUUGUUGGCUGGCUUAGCAAUAAAUUUGAAAAUAAAUAUCCUCUCAUGCUUUCUGGUCUCCUUUUUAUUACUGUGUCAAUGCUCUUGUUGGGUCCCUCAGAAAUCUUACCUAUUCAAGGGAGUCUUUGGUUGAGUAUAGCUUCUUUAGGAUUUUUAGGAAUCUUCAUUGCUGUUGCCCUGAUUCCCACUUUUGAGAGCAUGUUUAUUGUAUGCAUGAAUAAUGGUUUCGAAGAUGAUAUCAAUACAUACAGUGUUGUAUCCGGUCUCUGGAAUUCUGUGUAUUCUUUAGGGGAGGUCACAGGACCUUCUCUUGGAGGUGUGUUAUGUGACUUUUACUCUUUUCCACAAGCAGCUUCACUCAUGGCUCUUUGCACAUUACUCGCUUUUGCUCUUGGUUUAGUGGCCUGGUUAAAUCCAAGGCAUAUAUUUGGCUUAUACAAUGUUGUUGAAGAUGCACCAAGAAAAAUGAACUUAGCCCUCGCCUCUCAUGCUCAAGAAGUUUCACGAGUACCUUCUCGUGAAGCAUCACCUUUGCAAAAUGCAUAUGUUCACACUUACGGCAGCCUUUCUGAAGAUAAGAAAGAUCCUAUUGCUUAGGAACUGUGAUAUAAUUCUUGCAUUAUUCAUGUCCUCUAUUUGGAGAUAUGCAAGAAAUCAGGAUGUUUUUAUUUUAUCAUCAUAUUUUUUUCUGAAAGAUAAAUAGCUCAUUAAAACAAAUUAUAUUAGUUUACUUUACUUAAGAGGUCUCUUCCCUUGUGGCCAAACUCAAUGUCAAUGGAGGUUGUCAGAUGCUGGAUGAAAAUUUUAAAAAAGUUUUAAUCAUCUUUAUUUAAUUUUGAAGUUAAAAUGAUUAUGUAUAUUCACUCUUCAAGAUUCAACCCGGUCGCAAAUGUGAACUAUAUUAUUCUGUUAUCAAAAGUUUAAGAACAAAGCAAAUAAAUGAAUGCUAAGUAAUCCAAAAUGGUAAGGGAAGAUGGCUCUUAAGUUCUAUAAUUCCUAAAAAAUGGUAUGUUGAACAUGCUAAUUCUUUCAUUUGUAUAUUGAAUAGUUUCAUUUAAGUAUUUUAAAGAUACGUGUAUGUAGCGGAUAUUGACGAACCACUACAUAAACCAACCAAAGACUCUAUGUUAUUUAAUUUUUAAAUGUUAUAUAUAUUUAAUGUUUUUAUGUUUAUUAUAUAUUGUUUGUUUCAUAUUGUUGUAUUGGUAUGUUAAUCAUUAAUUUCUUUUUAAAAUCUUAUCUUAAGUUACUAAGCAAUAUAUAAAUCUCUUUUUUCCUUUUAUUUUAAAUUGGUUUCUAAAGUUUUGAUGUAACUAAUAAUUCACUGUUAAUAUAAUUUUUUUAUGUGUAAUGAUACUUAACUUCUUUAUUAUUGUAUGUAUGAAAAAAAAGUUGCAAUGUUUAUGAUGUAUAAAAUAUUCAAAAUAUGCAUUAUCACUGUAUUUUGAGAAAUAAAAGAAAAGGAUGAAAAAAGUAAUUGCUCAUUAACUUCAUCACGGUGCUUAAAAGAACCUGAAAAAGCUCAUUUUGUUAUAGUGACUAAUAGAAGUAAGAGGAUAAUUUUUUAUUGUUUUUAAAUGUAAUAUUUAGAAAUUUAAAAAUUUGGUACUGGGAAAAAAAGCUUAUAAAAAUUAUAGAAUUACAAUAUUUUUCUUUUAAUAUCAUUUAUUUAUCAUAUAUCACUUAAUAAUUGUUUUGAAAAAGUCUUUUGAAUUUAAAUAAGAAAAGUUUCAGUGAUUUCAGUACUGUAUUUUAAAUUAUCAAGUAUUCAAGAGCUUUGUGGAUUAAGAGACAUUUUCAUAAAUUUAGAACCUCCAGCAUUAGAAAAUGUACCUAUAGUAGAAAGGUGUUCACGAAACACAUUUUCUUACUAAAAACUGUCUUAUUUUUUGACCUUGCAUAAAAAAAAUAGAUUCUAUAGAUACAGCUGGUCACAACUUACUUUUUUACAUUUCUUCGAUAUGUCACUUUGAACCUUUUUCCGCUUAAAUCUUCAAUUGUGGUCAGAUCAAUGAUUUACCAGUAUUUUAAAGAUUUUUUUUUCUAAAUUGUUUGAACUGAUUAUGCAUAGUUUUGAAUAAAUCACAAUGCAACUAUUUUUUUGUUUACCUAAUAUUUAUACGUUUUUCAUUGUAAUAGUUGUUACUACUUAAGAUCAAUAAAACCAUCCAUAUGUUUUA
Molecule: messenger RNA, 3865 nt
Organism: Parasteatoda tepidariorum (common house spider)
Lineage: Eukaryota; Metazoa; Arthropoda; Arachnida; Araneae; Theridiidae
Source: RefSeq, a predicted model, not a curated record